AUGAGUGGUUUCACCAGAAGGAACUGCACCUUCUACAAUUGUUUCGUAACCGACAAGCCUUCGUACUUUCGCGAUAUACUAGAUUUCGACGUCAUAAUGUUCAACAUACUAGGUAUGUACAAAGAUAUGGAGAUACCAAAAAAGCGAUCCGAAAAACAGAAGUACGUUUUGGCAGCCGUUGAACCUGCGGUGCACAAAGUUCCAGUAAAUUUCAACAAAUUUUUUAAUUUAACAUGGACGUACAGACUUGAUUCUGAUGUUACCUUCCCGUAUAUGGUUGUAAAAAACGAACGUGAUGAAAUUAUAGGCCCCAAAAUAAAUAUGCAUUGGAUAGAUAUCAAGGAUAUGAAUGAAACUAGUUUAUAUGUCAGAAAUAAAUUGAGGAAGAAGCGUAUUGCUGCUGCAUGGUUUGCAUCAAACUGUGAGGCUGGUAACGGACGUCUAGACUUUGCCACAGAGUUACGGCAAGAACUCGCCAAAUACAAUCAAGAUGUGGACAUCUACGGUUCAUGCGGAGAUUUGUGGUGUCCAGUCUACGACAUACACGACAGGGACGAAUGUAACGCCCUUAUAGAAUCAAAUUAUUAUUUUUAUUUGGCGUUCGAGAAUUCUUUCGCAGAAGACUACGUCACCGAGAAGGUUUUGACUGGUUUAGAGCACUUCUCCGUGCCUGUGGUUUAUGGGAGCGCAAACUACACCAGGUAA
This is a messenger RNA of Hyposmocoma kahamanoa, 705 nucleotides long. Its product is annotated as alpha-(1,3)-fucosyltransferase C-like. The record is from RefSeq and is a predicted model, not a curated record. The transcript has a single exon. Gene Ontology annotation, cellular component: membrane. Lineage: Eukaryota; Metazoa; Arthropoda; Insecta; Lepidoptera; Cosmopterigidae. The coding region runs from base 1 to 705 and encodes 234 amino acids. Gene Ontology annotation, molecular function: alpha-(1->3)-fucosyltransferase activity.